Messenger RNA from Solea solea (common sole), 6299 nucleotides. RefSeq names its product receptor-type tyrosine-protein phosphatase F. The record is from RefSeq and is a predicted model, not a curated record. Gene Ontology annotation, biological process: protein dephosphorylation. The transcript is spliced from 35 exons. Gene Ontology annotation, molecular function: protein tyrosine phosphatase activity; protein binding. Lineage: Eukaryota; Metazoa; Chordata; Actinopteri; Pleuronectiformes; Soleidae. Bases 442 to 6198 code for a protein of 1918 amino acids.
UUAUUAUUAUGAUUUGACAUGUUUGAAUGUUGUGUGCCGCCUGUACGCACGCGAGCAGCGACACACUGAUGCGCGCCUGAGCGAAGCUGACGUCGGACACUGGAGCCUGAGCUGCCACGAAUAGAUUCAGUAUCCACGGCAGCGGCCGCUCGACCACGACAGGACCUCGUGUUCCUCCGCCGGCAGUGGAUUCCUAUCUUUUCUGCCCUUCCUCGUCUCCUUUUUUCCCGUCGGAGCAGUUUGUGAGUCUCGUGUCUCGUGUCUGUGGAUCACAUGAAGUGGAUUUUUUGGACGGGACUGGACGUGUAGUGGUUCACGGAGAGAGAAGGAGAGAAAUGCCCACGGCGGUGACAAAGAGGAGAUUGAGUGUUAGUCUUUGAUCCUGUCAGAGUGGGACGCGUCUAGCAAGGGACCGAGGAGGGAGCAGUGCCAACUUGGAACAUGGUGCCUAAUAUUUACCCGGCAGUGCCCUUCCUGCCCAGGGGGGCGUUGCUGUUCCUGCUUCUACUCAGCUGCAUGGUGUUCUCCUCUGUGGCAGACAGCUUGCCAAGUUUCGUCAAAACCCCAGAGGACCAGACGGGUAUCUCGGGCGGAGUUGCUUCGUUUGUGUGCCAGGCCACUGGGGAGCCCAAACCCAGAAUCACCUGGAUGAAGAAAGGCAAGAAAGUCAGCUCCCAGCGCUUUGAGGUGAUUGAGUUUGAUGACGGCUCGGGCUCCGUACUGCGCAUCCAGCCACUGCGCACACACCGAGAUGAAGCCAUUUACGAGUGCACGGCCACCAACAGUGCUGGCGAGAUCAACACCAGUGCUAAGCUUACGGUGCUUGAAGAGAACCAGAUCCCACACGGCUUCCCCAGCAUCGACAUGGGUCCCCAGCUAAAGGUGGUGGAAAGGACCAGAACUGCGACCAUGCUGUGCGCCGCCAGUGGAAACCCAGACCCGGAGAUCUUCUGGUUCAAGGACAUGCUUCCUGUUGACAUCAGCAGCAGCAACCCGCGCAUCAAGCAGCUUCGCUCAGGUGGUACACCAAUUAGAGGAGCUCUGCAAAUUGAGAACAGCGAGGAGUCUGACCAGGGGAAAUACGAAUGUGUUGCCUCCAACAGUGCCGGGACUCGCUACUCCGCUCCCGCCAAUCUCUACGUACGAGUGCGAAGAGUCCCACCCAGAUUCUCCAUCCCACCCACCAACCAAGAGGUGAUGCCAGGUGGCAGCAUCAACCUGACAUGUGUGGCAGUGGGUUCUCCGAUGCCCUACGUGAAGUGGACCAUGGGCAUGGUGGACCUGACCAAGGAGGAGGAGAUGCCACUGGGACGCAAUGUGCUGGAGGUCACCAACAUCCGCGAGUCCACCAAUUACACCUGCGUGGCCAUGUCCUCCCUGGGCAUGAUUGAAGCCACGGCUCAGGUUACUGUCAAAGCCUUGCCAAAGCCCCCGAGCUCGCUCAUUGUGACAGAAACCACAGCCACGAGUGUGACUCUCACCUGGGACUCUGGGAACCCAGAACCUGUGUCCUACUACAUGAUCCAGUACAGACCCAAGUCCUCAGAAAAUGGCUUCCAGGAAGUGGAAGGUGUGGCCACCACACGGUACAGCAUCGGUGGACUCAGCCCUUACUCUGAGUACGAGUUCCGUGUCAUGGCCGUCAACAACAUUGGCCGCGGGCCCCCCAGCGACGCCGUGGAGACACGCACCGGUGAGCAGGCCCCGUCCUCGCCUCCUCUGCACGUCCAGGCGCGCAUGUUGAGUGCCAGCACGAUGUUGGUCCAGUGGGAACCGCCCGAGGAACCGAACGGGCAGAUCAGGGGCUACCGCAUCUACUAUAGCUCGGACCUGACGGCGCCGCUCAGUGCCUGGCAGAAACACAACACCGAUGACAGCAGUCUGACCACCAUCUCAGCCCUGACUCCUGACAUCACAUACAGCCUCCGGGUGCUGGGCUUCACCUCUGUAGGUGAUGGGCCGCCUUCUGACAUUCUGCAAGUGAAAACCCAGCAGGGAGUCCCCGCGCAGCCGUCCAGCUUCGAGGCGGAAGCCGAGCUCGACACCCGCAUCAGGCUAACAUGGCUGUGGCCUGUGCAGGGCCCCAUCACCAAGUAUGAGCUGAAGUACUGGGAGGCCGGCACAGAGAGCGAGAUGCAUGUGACGUUUGACCCAGUGGGCUCUUAUGCCGUGGACGGUUUAAAGCCUGACACCUCGUACCAUUUCUCACUGGCAGCUCGUUCCGAAAUGGGUUUAGGUGUUUACACACAGCCGAUCGAGGCCCGCACCGCACAGUCCACCCCGUCCGCUCCUCCUCAAGAGGUACAUCUGCUCAGCCUGAGCUCCACCAGCCUCCAGGUGAGUUGGGUGGCUCCACCCGCAGAUAGCCGCCACGGCGCCAUUGUGCGCUACACAGUCAGCUACCAGGCCCUGGCUGGAGAAGACACGGAGCGGCAUGAGGUGCCGGACAUCGGUGCAGACGCCACCAACUGUGUUCUAGAGGGUCUGGAGAAGUGGACUGAGUAUCAGGUGUGGGUGAGGGCACACACUGAUGUAGGCCCGGGCCCUGAAAGUGCCCCAGUGAGGAUGAAAACCAAAGAGGAUGUGCCAGGAGCACCCCCCAGGAAGUUGGAGGUGGAGGCCAUCAACUCCACAGCCAUCCGGGUCACAUGGAAGCCCCCUCUGCAGAUGAAGCAGCACGGGCAAAUCCGAGGAUAUCAAGUCAUCUUCUCCCGGCUGGAAAACGGCGAACCUCGAGGCCAGCCAAAUAUCUUGGAUGUGGCUCUGCCAGAGGCUCAGUGGAAUAUUGAGGAGUCCACCGAGCAUGAGGCCGUCAUUGGUGGACUCCACUCUGAAACCAUGUACUCUGUCACUGUAGCAGCGUACACCAUCAAGGGAGACGGAGCUCGUAGCAAAGCUAAAGUCAUCACCACAACUGGAGCAGUGCCAGGCAAGCCCACAAUGAUGUUGAUCAGCACCACCAUGGGCAACACAGCACUGAUCCAGUGGCAGCCACCGAAGGACAUGGUGGGCGAGUUGAUGGGCUACAGGCUGCAGUACAAGCGCACUGAGGAGGAACUCUUCACCACGCGUGAACUGAAGAGGACUGAUGACCACUACACUGUCACCGGUCUGCACAAAGGUGCCACGUACUUGUUCCGCAUUAGCGCUCGCAAUCGCGCGGGCAUCGGUGAGGCCCACGUGAAGGAGAUCGGCACACAGGAGGACUUGCCCUCUGGUUUCCCAGUCAACCUGCAUGUAACGGGUCUGACCCAGUCCAGCACCCAGCUGACCUGGCAGCCCCCGGUGCUGGCAGAAAGAAAUGGCAAAAUCGUCUACUACUUGGUGGUUUACAGAGACAUCAACAGCCAGCAGAACACCACCAACCGGACAGCCGACACACACAUGACCAUCCAAGGCCUCAAUCCUGACACCACCUAUGACAUCCGGGUGCAGGCGUAUACCAGUAAAGGUGCAGGACCCCUCAGCCCCAGCAUUCAGAGCAGAACUAUGUCAAAUGAUUUUCCCACCCUGAACUUUGGUGUCAAAGCUGUGAUGAAAACCUCGGUCCUCCUCACCUGGGAUUUGCCACCAAACUACAAACCUCAGGCUCCUUUUAAGAUCUUGUACAACCAGCAAAGUGUGGAAGUGGAGGGAAACCUGAAGAGGAAGCUGAUCUCACACCUGCAGCCGGACACAGACUACUCCUUUGUACUGACCAGUAGGGGCAACAUCGCUGGAGGUCUGCAGCAGCAGGUGUCCAUCCGCACUGCCCCUGACCUGAUCAAGACCAAACCCAGCACGCACCUCGCCGAGAACGGCAAGAUGAUCAUCGACCUGCCCAAGGUCCAGACUAACAGUCAAGUCAGGUGGUACUACAUUGUGGUGGUGCCAGUAUCCCAGUCGCAGCGGCGGUGGAAGAGUCCAGACGAAAUGGACCUGGAUGAGCUGCUCAAAAGCGAAGGCCCUUUCCUGAGACGCCGACGUCACCUGGAUUCCUCCAGACCUUACAUCGCUGCUAAGUUGGACUCCCUGCCGUCGACGUUUACCCUGGGUGACGAGAAGAUGUACGGGGGUUUCUACAACAAGCCCCUGACCAGUCCACAGGAGUACCUGUGCUUCGUCUUGGCCUUACUUCAGUCUGAAGCCACAGACAGCUCGGCCAAUAAUAUGACAUUUUCUGCCAGUCCUUACUCAGACCCGAUUCAAGGCACGCGUCUUAGUCAGGGCUCAGAGCAGCCGGAGAUGUUGUGGGUAAUGGGUCCAGUACUGGCCGUGGUCCUCAUCGUCAUCAUCGUCAUCGCCAUCCUGCUCUUUAAGAAGAAACGGGCAUCGCCUCUACCCAAAGAUGACCACUCAGGUGGGGUGAAAGACUCUCUGCUGGCCAACUCGUCCGACCCUGUGGAGAUGAGGAGACUCAACUACCAGACCCCAGGUCCAAGCUCUCAUCGUUGCCCCAACACUCCAAGAAUGAGGGAACACCCGCCCAUUCCUGUCGCCGACCUGUCCGACCACAUCGAGCGACUGAAGGCCAACGAUGGCCUCCGAUUUUCUCAAGAGUAUGAGUCCAUUGAUCCAGGUCAGCAGUUUACCUGGGAAAACUCCAACAUGGAAGUCAACAAACCAAAGAACCGCUAUGCAAAUGUCAUUGCCUAUGACCACUCCAGGGUUGUGCUCACCUCUGUUGAUGCUGUUCCAGGGAGUGACUACAUCAAUGCUAACUACAUUGACGGCUACAGGAAGCAGAAUGCUUAUAUUGCCACACAAGGGCCUCUGCCAGAGACACUAAGUGACUUCUGGAGGAUGGUGUGGGAGCAAAGAUCCAACACCAUUGUCAUGAUGACUCGACUGGAAGAGAAGUCACGGGUGAAGUGUGACCAGUACUGGCCAUCACGAGGAACUGAGACCUACGGAAUGAUCCAGGUCACCAUGCUGGACACGGUGGAGUUGGCCACUUACAGCGUCCGUACAUUUGCCCUCUAUAAGAAUGGUUCCAGUGAGAAGAGAGAGGUGAGACAGUUCCAGUUCAUGGCUUGGCCCGAUCACGGGGUGCCUGAGUAUCCCACACCCAUCCUGGCCUUCCUACGACGGGUGAAGUCCUGCAAUCCUCCAGAUGCAGGGCCUAUGGUGGUUCACUGCAGCGCCGGGGUGGGCAGGACCGGCUGCUUCAUCGUGAUCGAUGCCAUGCUGGAGCGCAUGAAGCACGAGAAGUCUGUAGACAUCUACGGUCACGUGACGUGCAUGCGCGCCCAGAGGAACUACAUGGUCCAGACCGAGGACCAGUACAUUUUCAUUCAUGAAGCGCUGCUGGAGGCCGCUACCUGUGGCAACACUGAGGUGCUGGCCCGGAACCUGUACGCUCACAUCCAGAAACUCACCCAGCCCCCAACCGGUGAGACGGUGACUGCCAUGGAGCUGGAAUUCAAGAGACUGGCCAACUCCAAAGCCCACACGUCACGCUUCAUCAGCGCCAACCUGCCCUGCAACAAGUUCAAGAACCGCCUGGUUAACAUCAUGCCUUUCGAGUCCACCCGCGUCUGCCUGCAGCCCAUCCGUGGUGUCGAGGGCUCGGACUACAUCAACGCCAGCUGCAUCGACGGCUACAGACAGCAGAAGGCCUACUUGGCCACACAGGGCCCGCUGGCCGAGACCACCGAGGACUUCUGGAGGAUGCUGUGGGAACACAACUCCACCAUCGUCGUCAUGCUCACCAAGCUACGAGAGAUGGGACGGGAGAAGUGUCAUCAGUACUGGCCAGCAGAACGUUCAGCCAGGUACCAGUACUUUGUGGUGGAUCCAAUGGCCGAGUACAACAUGCCCCAGUACAUCCUCCGAGAGUUUAAAGUCACAGAUGCCAGGGAUGGCCAGUCCAGAACAAUCCGCCAGUUCCAGUUCACCGACUGGCCCGAGCAAGGAGUGCCAAAAACUGGAGAGGGCUUUAUCGAUUUCAUUGGACAAGUCCACAAAACCAAGGAACAGUUUGGACAAGACGGACCAAUCACUGUGCACUGCAGUGCUGGGGUGGGCAGGACCGGAGUCUUCAUCACCCUCAGCAUCGUGCUGGAGAGGAUGAGGUACGAGGGCGUGGUCGACCUCUUCCAGACAGUGAAGACACUUCGCACCCAGCGACCGGCCAUGGUGCAGACCGAGGACCAGUACCAGUUGUGCUACAGGGCAGCUUUGGAGUAUCUGGGGAGCUUUGACCACUAUGCAACGUAACCACUCCCGCCCGAGCAGCCUGCCUGGUCAAACCUCUCAGGAGUGUGCCAAGUGUCCCAUCUCAGCCACCAUCCACUCACUUGACCCCCCCCCCCCCCCCC